UACGCCAUAACUGAUAAGUCAAAAUUUGUAAUAUUAGAUAAAAUUUCUUUUACCUGUGAUUUUAUAUUUAAAACGUUCAGUAAUUUUUCUAUCGUUACCUUAAUCAUCUGUCGACUAUUUAAAGAAUUUGGUCUUUUGAAAAUAUGUAGUUGUAAUUAGUGGAGUCCGACUUAAUGAUGAUCAUGAAUAAUGUUAUGGUUUAUAAAGCAUAGCGAAUGUUGUCAAAUGGAUCUUAGCGCUCGUUGAGUACGCUCCACUCCUCGAUGUGCACCUUAAACGUGAACACAAGUGCACGCAGUGUGUCAAUAUAAAAGACAAUGUUUGAUUGAGAAACUACCGCUUUACAACAAAUAAUUCUAGUCUAUAAUAUACUUCCAUUUACCCUCGUAUUUAUAUUUGCGGACAAUUUCGCUUGUGUGUUCGAACUGAAGACGUGAAGAUGUUCAGUAAACAUUAUGAGACUCGGUUACUACAGCAGUGCAGUCCUGUGGCAAGGAAACAGUCUGUACUGGUCCAGGCUGAGUUUAACAAUGGUGACAGGUUCACACCCUGCAGAGCUGGAAACAAUUGGCAGACAGCUUUUCAAGCACUAAGAAGAGGUACGGAAAAUCAACCAGCAAAGAAGGCGCGAAACGAUGGCGGUGGCAGCGACGGAGCGAGUGGCGGUCGAGACCAGCUCGCUUACAGCUGCCUCCUACAGAACGAACUCCUCGGUGCACAGAUAGAGGAAGUCAGGAAUCCAUCGGCGACGUGUCCGGAUGGCAACAAGACUAUCGGCACCGUCCAGACGCCUGGCAGAUCGUCGCAAGCUUACCAACCGGUCUUCAGAUUCAAAGCGCCGAUCCACAGAGCAGAGGAAAACAUCGAUCCUUCGCCGUACAGCCUGUCCCCGAUCUCGGCUAAAUCCGAGAAGCUUCUCCGGUCUCCGAGGAAGGCGACCCGCAAGAUAUCGCGGAUCCCGUUCAAGGUUCUGGACGCGCCGGAGUUGCAGGACGACUUCUACCUGAACCUGGUCGACUGGUCCGCCCAGAACGUGCUCAGCGUCGGCCUCGGGAGCUGCGUUUACUUGUGGAGCGCCUGCACCAGUCAGGUGACGCGGCUAUGUGACCUGUCAACGGAAGGUAACGCGGUGACUUCGGUGGCGUGGAGCGAACGCGGCCACCUCGUCGCCGUCGGGACGCAGAAGGGGCACAUCAGCGUGUGGGACGUCGCCGUCAACAAGGAGGUGACGAAGCUCCAAGGUCACAUAGCGCGCGUGGGAGCCCUCGCCUGGAACGGUGACAUACUCAGUUCAGGGUCCAGGGACCGACACAUCCGCCAGCGGGACACGAGAACGCCACCGAUACAACUGUCCCGAGUGCUCCAAGGUCACAGACAAGAGGUCUGCGGCCUGAAGUGGUCGCCCGAUGGUCAGUCGUUGGCUUCAGGAGGCAACGACAACAAGCUCUUCGUUUGGUCGAUGCACUCGACGUCGCCGGUGCAGACGUACUCCGCGCACGUGGCGGCCGUGAAGGCGAUCGCGUGGUCGCCGCACCAGCACGGGCUGCUCGCGUCCGGCGGCGGCACGGCGGACCGCUGCAUACGCUUCUGGAACACGCUCACCUCGCAGCCGAUGCAGUGCGUCGACACCGGAUCUCAAGUGUGCAACUUGGCUUGGUCGAAACACUCCAGCGAAUUGGUCUCGACUCACGGCUACUCACAGAACCAGAUACUGGUGUGGAAAUAUCCGUCGUUGACGCAGGUUGCGAAACUGACCGGCCAUUCCUAUCGAGUUCUGUAUUUGGCUCUAUCACCGGACGGCGAGGCCAUCGUCACGGGAGCCGGUGACGAAACGCUUCGGUUCUGGAAUGUUUUCUCCAAAACGCCCUCACACAAGGAAAACAAGAGCGUCCUAAAUCUAUACACCGCACUCAGAUAAACGAAAUUCGAACCUAUAUUAGUUUGGUUUAAAGACGUUUUCGCUAUGACGAAACGUGGUCUCGAUUUCUAUAUUAUUAUUAUGUAUAUAAUAGAGGUUAUUUAUUGCGUUGCCAUGGCAACAGAAUUUUCGAGGGUUUUGUCGCGUUCUCAAGACGUAAAGAUGAAAAACAAAAUAAGGCGAAUGAAUUUUGUCAAUGAGCGAAAUAAAACUCUUUAUAUUUGUAAUAGUUUUUACUAGAGGAAUAUUAUGUUCAUAUUUGUAAUUUAUAUUUUACGUCCGAGUGGCGUUCUUUAGUGAGGCGUGGUUACGGUAAUUUGUCUGGCUCGUUUUUGUACAUAGAUUAGAACACGCAUGGGAUUUUAACGCUUAAAAUUCUCGUGAUAAGUUCCUAAAUUGUGUGCUCAAAAAUGUUGGUCACUUUGAAGAUAUGUAUCGAAGGGACGUUACGUUUUUUUUCAUUUACGACAAAAGGCACAGAUGAGAUUAUUCCAUGAAAAAUACCUAAAAAGGCUGCUAACAAAUGUAAAGUCAGUCAAAUUACCUAACGCUCGCGUAAUAAAUAAAUAAAUAUCAUUGAUUUUGUAAAAUGUACACUAGUUUGUGUAUCCACGUAUACAUUUUGUGUUAUCGUAUUUAUAAAAUUGAUAUGUAUUUUACUGUAUGUUAGGAGUUUAACUACAGGUUCCUUUUCACUUUAUCUAUGUUAAUAAUAGAGUCAACUGUUCGGUUAUUGAGAACUCUGUCGUCAAUACUGAUUUAAAAUUUAUAGAUUUCAUUUUUUUUUUGUACUGGUAACAUCUUGGUAUUGAUAAAAUCUAGACCGUAAUUUUUAAACCUAUUCUCAAUUGAUCCGAAUUUGAAAAAGCAAAGUCCAGGAAAGAAAAUGAUGGAUUUCAGAAAAUAAAAAAGUUUUAGAAGAAGAAUUUUUAUGUUGCUUUGUAAACACGAAACAAGGGCACAAAAUUAAAUUGACUUAUGAAUUACGUUCAAUAUAUCCGAUUUACACUCAUCAUUAUGAUUAUUUUAAUAGCAAACGAUUGUGACAGAAAUCGGGGGCUAAUUUGAGUGUAGGUUACCGAGUAAAAAAUAUAUAACUUAAAUAUGAAAUAGCACAGAACGCCGCAGUGCUUUCUAAGCACACGGAGCUUAGACGGUGUAAAAUAUAGGCAUACUAAUAUAUACAUAAUAAGAUAUAAAGUAAAUCAUCAAUAUUGAUGCUAUGACUUUAAUUUUGAGGUACAGUUAAACUCCUUACAUAUAAAUUUAUAAUAUUGGUUUACUAUAAACUCGACAACUGAAAAAAUGCAUUAUGGUUUAAAACUUUCGUUGGGACGAAAAAUGUAUUUUAAUUGCUUAAUUAAUCAAACUAAUACACAGAGUAUAAAUGCAAAGGUGUUGCCACAAUCAUAAACUUAUAUAGAAACACUGCAAUAUUAAUGUUUAAAUAAUCUUUCGUUCGAAAUUAAGAUGUUAUUAAUUUAUUUAAUUUGUUUCAACACAGUCCUUGAGUUUAUAGUGGACCGUAUUGUGUUUAUAUUUAUAUUUUGAUCUAUAUUCGAUUCUGUAUUUAUUGCGACAAAAAAAUAUAGUUUUUUUGUAGUAAUCUCGAUUUUGACUAUAAUGUUUUUGACUAAUCAUUAAUAUAACGUUUUUUUUUCUGUUUCAGAAAUAUUUAAUCUAGUUUUUUUUUAUCGUUGAGAAAGUGAUAGUCCGGAGAUUGGAGUUUACAUGGGUCUUUUUCGUAUUCGCUAAAAAAAAAAACAGAUGUAUUAUCUAUCAUCAGCUAUGAUUCUUGGAAUUAAUUUCAAAUGAAAAGACACAGCCAAAGCUAUCGAUUUUUGUUACUUCAUGUUGCUUGAAUGUCCUUCAGACCGAUCUAACUGAACGCAGAACAAAAAUAAAAACAAAAUCUUUGUCAAUUUCAAAACGGUUCAGUGAAGUCUGGUCUACAAGGAAUAUACGUACAUAGCCAGUAUACAUUGAUCUGAUUGCUAAUUUCCCAAUGUCUUACUGUCACUUUCUCAAAGAUUACAAAAGCUAUAAUAGAAAUGGGUGAAAUUAAAUUUUCCAAAAAAAGAAAUGGGCGAUAAUUUACUCUUUUAUUCACCAGGAGAUGGGUUUAUGUAAAUCAUUAGUGUUCCAACGGACCAGACGGAAGAAUCAAGUUCUUUUCAGGUUUGUAUAUAAAUAUAUUUAGGUUAAUAUACUUUUUUUUGUUUGUUUUUCAAAUGUCUUCAAAAUUUUCAAUGCAGUUCGCUCUUUGUGUUUGUUUAUCGACGAAUUUAUUUUUAUUUCUAACAUUACUUAUUUUUAAUAAAUUUUGAAAUCCACUUAAAUUGAAUUAUACCUUGAACGGCUGCAUUUGAUAAUUCGGAGGUUUUUUUUUUUCCUAGGAAAUCCUAAUAAUAAAACGCAUUUAGUACUGUGUAUAAGGGAAGUGCUAAAUAUAUAUUAACUUAGUCCUUUUAAUUUGUAAUUAAUAAUUAAUUUGUAAUGGAGGUGCCUCGAUUGAUCUCACUUAUAGACAAAAAAUGGUCUUAUGGCAACAUUAAACUAAUUUUGUUCGUUAUUUAUUUUUAUUAACUUUUUUUUUUUCGAAAUUUAAAUUUUUAAUUUAAGAAUUUUAGUGUAGACUCGUGUUGUGACUAGUUUUGGUUUCUUUUUUUUUUUUUUAAUUAACAAUCGACCAAUGGAUUUAUGAAACUUAUUCACUUCAUGAGUAGUCGUAAGGUUACAAGAGGCACCUUUAAAAAAUAUAAUAAUAAUAAUAAUAUAAAUUAAUUGCUUGGCUGUAAUGUAUAAAAUCCGUUAAAAAUGUAGAUUGUAAUAUAUCGGAUUUGUGCAAUGUAGUUUAAAUUUUAUUAAAACAAAAAAAAAAGUCCGAUCGCGCUUCGUUCGCGCCUUCAUUCCUAACGUGCCACGAAGGCGAUAACGAUCUCGAUCGCUAUAAGUUAAUAAGGCCGACUUAAAUUUGUAAUUUUCGAUUAACAAAUUAAUUAAAAAAAAUAUAUGUAAUUUCGUACCAAAUUAACUAAACUAAAAAAAAAAUCGUGUUUUAUUCGUUUGUAAUGUGUUUGACACUAAAAUUUUUUUCUCGCAUUUAGACAUUGUGUUAAAUUAUUAAUUUAAAAGCUUCAUUCACAUUUCAUAGUUUAUAGGAAUCAUGUAUAAAAAUACGUUUGCUUAUAAAAGAGAAAACAAUUAUUAGUUCUAUCUAUGAUUUGUGAGUUUAGCUUUUAAAAAACAUGUUGAAAUCAAUUUAAAAAGGUCCAAACGUAAUAUGAUCCUACCGAUUUAUCCCAAAACUUUGAAUUAAUAAAACAAAACUAUUUUAAUUUAUAAUUGAGUACAUAAAAAUAUAUUCCUUUUCAAUAAAAUUCUAUUCUGUUUCUUUCUAUCAGCUUUAUUUGUAACUUUUUUCUUUACUUUUUUUUUCUUUUCGUUCCGAACGUAGGGUCCUUUAAGUACCUAUUUCGUUAAAGAGAAUUAUUUAUAUAAAACGUAUAGAGAAUAUAAUAUAUUAAAACAUGUUUUAUAUUAGACUGAUAUAAUUUACACAUUUGUAUUUUAAGUGUUUAUUUGUAAAACUGUAUUUUAGGAAUAAAGUGUUUU
Molecule: messenger RNA, 5533 nt
Organism: Bombyx mandarina (wild silkworm)
Lineage: Eukaryota; Metazoa; Arthropoda; Insecta; Lepidoptera; Bombycidae
Gene: fzr
Product: fizzy and cell division cycle 20 related
Biological process (GO): anaphase-promoting complex-dependent catabolic process; positive regulation of ubiquitin protein ligase activity; positive regulation of anaphase-promoting complex-dependent catabolic process
Cellular component (GO): anaphase-promoting complex
Molecular function (GO): ubiquitin ligase activator activity; anaphase-promoting complex binding; protein binding
Source: RefSeq, a predicted model, not a curated record